Molecule: messenger RNA, 780 nt
Organism: Molossus molossus (Pallas's mastiff bat)
Lineage: Eukaryota; Metazoa; Chordata; Mammalia; Chiroptera; Molossidae
Product: serine protease 58-like
Exons: 5
Coding region: 1-780 (259 amino acids)
Biological process (GO): proteolysis
Molecular function (GO): serine-type endopeptidase activity
Source: RefSeq, a predicted model, not a curated record
AUGGAGACCAAAGAUACGAACUACCUCUUUCUAGUCGUCACCUUUCUGACAGUGACUGCAGUAACAACAGCAAUAACAGCACAAGAAAAAAUAGUUCAGCAAUUCAAUCAGAUGAACAUUGAAAGUGCACCAACCUUUUUGAUUUUCUUGAAUUCAGAAUAUAAGCUUUGUUUGGGGACCCUGAUCCAUGAACAAUGGGCUCUCACUGCAGCCCACUGCUUCUUACCAUUUCUUGAGGCACGCAUUGCUACUUCAAACAAGGUUUUCCUAGAUGAGAAACAUAAAAACUUAAGACCCCUGCUUACUGUCCAACACCCAAAUUUUACCUGGGAUUCUUCUGAGCAUGACCUCAUGCUCAUCAAGCUGCCUCAUCCUCUAAAUCUCAAUAUUGUGAAGCUGGUUGGUCUGCCCAAUGCUACAGAUGACAGAAGAGGAGGCGUAUGCACUGUUUCUGGAUGGGGCUGGGAAUUGGAACAUUUCUACACAGAACCUGAUAUCCAGAUAAACCAGACUGUCUUUUGGUUCCUUGAUGAAUAUUGCCAAGAGUCCCCGCUAAGGAAAAUUCCUGUUCAAGUCACAGAGAACAUGUUCUGUGCGGGAUCAACUCUGGAGGAUACUCAUUCAUGUCAGGAAGUAGCUGCUGCCCCAAUCCUGUGCCAAAAUCAGCUCCAUGGGAUCCUCUCCUGGACAGAUGGGUGUAUUCUGAGAGGUGAUAUUGGCUUCUAUACCAAGGUUUCCCGCUAUACAGAUUGGAUUCUCAGAGUCAUCCAUACCAGCUGA